GAAAUUACAGACGCACGCGCCGCCUGUGCCAACUCCUCGCAGCUCUCACACACACACCAAACACGUUCGAGCCUCUCACACACGAGCGAAACCCUAACCCUCGCACGCAGACCGCUAUCUCACACGCGUCUGCUUCCGGCUGGUCGUCGGAACCCAGCUCUGGCCUCCCUCUCCUCACCGGAGCAGCUCCGGUUUAUCCUGGCCUCUCCAUCGCUGACACCACCGGGAAUCCGUCCAGUUGAGAGGUUGAAUUUUGGUUCCUGAGAGGAGAUAAUGCUCCGGAGAGUUGCUUGUCCGAGCUGACGAGGCCUAGUUUCGUGGAGGAUAAUGUAGAAGGCGAUGAAACUGAAGGUUUAGUCUCUGUGACAAAAAAUUCUCCCAAGAGUUCAGUUGUUUCGAGCAAUUGAAGCGCUAGCAGGCCUGAUUUGACGAGGAAAUCCAGCAUUGGCCCGGGUGCAGUUGUAGCAUUGUUAUGCCAAAUGCAUUUGUCUUGGGACGAUACGGUAUGACUCAGUUUGACCGAGUUAAGGGAAUUUGAUUGAUGGCAACAGAUAUGCAAAAGCUGAUUGUAACUAGCGAGGAAGAUGAUGAAGAAGGAGACGGAACAGAUAUGGACGUCAAAGAGGAAGACGGUGAUAGUGAAAACAGGGCAAAACACAUUGCUGAUCAAGCAAUGGUAGGGGUUGAAGCGGGAAUGCUAUCUGAUAGUUUUGACGAUCAGUUUCAGUAUCAUCAUGAAGUUCAAGACCAGGUGAGUACCCCAGGAGGAGGAAGUGGUGGUCGGAAGUGUAGGCCACUUGAAGAGAAAGAGAGGACCAAGCUGAGAGAGAGGCACCGAAGGGCGAUCACUGCAAGGAUCCUAGCCGGGUUAAGAAGACACGGAAACUAUAAUCUUAGAGUUAGAGCAGAUAUCAACGAUGUAAUUGCUGCCUUGGCCAGGGAAGCUGGAUGGGUUGUUCUCCCAGAUGGAACUACCUUUCCCUCAAGAUCUCAGGGCUCAAGGUCUGUGGGAGGUCCUUCUGCAGCAGCUACACAGACGUCUUCCCAUCAAAGCCCACAACAGGAACCUCCUCCUUCCCUCAAAGGAAUUUCCCCUGGUUAUCCGACUUCGGUGGAAUAUAAUUCAGGUCAAAUGAAAGGUCUACUUGUGCCCUCUCCAUCACCUUAUGAUUUAUCUGCAGGCGCUCAUCCACAAACUUCAGUGAUGAUGGGCGAUGGUGUAGACACACCACGGAUCCAGCCUCUCACUGCUGGUACUGUAGAUACCAUCAAUGUUAAGCAGAUUGUUGAUGUAUAUCCAAAGCUCUCAGAGCGAGAGUUUGCGGGCUCUGCUUAUGUACCAGUUUAUGUGAUGCUACCACUGGGUGUCAUGAAUAUGAAAUGUGAGCUAGCUGAUCCAGAUGGUCUAUUACAGCAGCUGAGGGCACUAAAAUCAGCUGAUGUUGAUGGUGUCAAGGUUGACUGCUGGUGGGGAAUAGUGGAGGCUCACGCCCCGCAGGAGUAUAACUGGCAUGGUUACAAGAAGCUUUGUCAGAUAGUGCGUCAACUUAAGCUCAAGUUACAGGUCAUCAUGUCAUUUCAUGAAUGUGGAGGCAAUGUUGGUGAUGAUGUUUGUAUUCCAUUGCCACAUUGGGUGGCAGAAAUAGGUCGGAGUAACCCUGACAUAUUUUUCACUGACAAAGAAGGAAGACGCAACCCUGAAUGUCUCUCCUGGGGAAUCGACAAGGAAAGGGUACUAAGAGGCCGAACUGCUGUUGAGGUAUACUUUGACUACAUGAGAAGUUUCCGGGUACACUUUGAUGAAUUCUUUGACGAAGGUGUCAUCUCCAUGGUUGAAAUUGGGCUUGGGCCCUGUGGUGAACUCCGAUACCCUUCUAAUCCUGUAAAGAAUGGUUGGAGAUAUCCUGGGAUUGGUGAAUUUCAGUGUUAUGAUCAGUAUUUGAUGCGAAGUCUGAGGAAGGCAGCUGAAGCAAGGGGACACCCAUUUUGGUCUAGAGUGCCAGAUAAUUGUGGUUCUUAUAACUCGCAGCCGCAUGAAACAGGCUUUUUCUGUGAUGGUGGAGACUAUGAUGGCUAUCAUGGGAGGUUCUUCCUUAAUUGGUACUCCCAGAUUUUAGUUGAUCAUGGUGAUCUAGUGCUUUCGCUGUCCAAAUUGGCUUUUGAAGGCACCUGCACUGCGGCAAAGCUACCAAGUAUUCAUUGGUGGUACAAGACAGCUAGCCAUGCUGCAGAGUUAACUGCCGGAUUCUACAACUCUUGCAAUCGUGAUGGCUAUGCUGCAAUUGUCGCAAUGCUGAAGAAGCACGGGGCUACUCUAAAUUUCUGUUUCUCUGAUCUGGGGGUGUUAAAUCAACAACCUAUGGAUUUCGCUGAUGGAUAUGUCGAUUCUGAUGGAUUAUUUUGGCAAGUUUUGAAUGCUGCCUGGGACGUUUCCAUACAGAUAGUCAGCGAAAGUGUGUUCCCUUGUCAUGAUCGACUAGCCUACAACAAGAUACUGGAUAAUGUGAAACCAUUGAACGAUCCAGAUGGAAGACAUCCUCUGUCAUUUACGUACCACAGACUCAAUUCAGUUCUGAUGGAUAGAUACAAUUUUCUGGAAUUCCAACGUUUCGUCAAAAGAAUACAUGGUAAGCUGCUGUAGAGAUGGCAAAUGGAUUGCGUUCGUUGGUUCGCAAGUUGGGUUAAAGUUGCAGGAAGUAAGAAUGUUGGGAAGAGGAGAAAGACCAGUUCUUGGUGUCAUUGACUCCGACGUUUCUUUUUGGUCGCAGGAGAAGCAGUUGUGGAAAUGCAGGUAUAAGUGUAAAUUAGCCGUGACAGUGGCACUGAAAUGUGUGGCCAGACUCCAUCAGGAGUAGAAUUAAAUUGGUUUGGCUAGAAGGCCCAUCUAUGUAAUGUAGCACAAGAAUAUAGUAGCUGUGUAAAAUGUAAAUGACGUAGCAAAUUGCAAGGAAGCACCAAAAACACUUGCACUUUUGACCUUAAAUUUACUCUUAUUGAUUGAUGGCUAGAUAAUAUUAUUUGGUUGAAUACAGUUUGUUUAUAUAUAAC
This is a messenger RNA of Linum tenue, 3048 nucleotides long. NCBI's taxonomy places the organism in Eukaryota, Viridiplantae, Streptophyta, Magnoliopsida, Malpighiales, Linaceae. The record is from the annotation of a GenBank genome assembly.